Messenger RNA from Cottoperca gobio, 2803 nucleotides. RefSeq names its product 2-aminoethanethiol dioxygenase-like. The record is from RefSeq and is a predicted model, not a curated record. Lineage: Eukaryota; Metazoa; Chordata; Actinopteri; Perciformes; Bovichtidae. The transcript is spliced from 3 exons. Gene Ontology annotation, molecular function: oxidoreductase activity, acting on single donors with incorporation of molecular oxygen, incorporation of two atoms of oxygen. Gene Ontology annotation, cellular component: mitochondrion. The coding region runs from base 170 to 1183 and encodes 337 amino acids.
GUAAAGUGGUGCGGACGUGUUUGACAGUUAUUCAAAAAUGGGGCCGUGAAGUCGGUAAGACUGACCGCUUCUGAGUCAAAUCCUCUCUGAAAGUCAUCCCCGCAGAUUUAUAUCAUCAUAUAUUUGUUGUGUUAUUUUUCUCACGUGUUCAUAAUGGGAAAAAACACGAAUGAAUGAGCACGAGGAGCAGAAAGCAGGCAGUUUCAAGCAGGCAAUGAACGUGGCUGACCAAAGAGACGGACAAAGAGAUGAAGCUACCCAGCAGCAUAUAAAUGACGAGCAGCUCCUGCUACAACCACCCAAAGGACGAAGAAGACUGUGCGGAGUGAGUCAUCUUGCCAACACACGAUCUUUGGCGCUAGCUAAAGUGCUAACACGCGACAAGUGGAGCGCGAGCAGCGCCGUUCCUCGCUCCGGUAUGAUGCCAGGUGACAGCAACAUGACCUCCAUCGUUCAGAGGAUAGCUCGGCAGGCUCUCGCCACCUUCAGGAGCCCCCCCCGGGCCGGCGAGGAGGCCGCUAAAUCUUUCCUGGAGCACCAGAGCAAACUAAGGAGCUUGAUGACGGAAGUGCGAGCGGCGGACCUGAAGCUCGUCCCGCGGAGAGCCGACGACAGCUCGCCCGUACUCCCGUACCAGCACCACGGCGGGCCCCCGGUCACCUACAUGCACAUCUGCGAGACGGACCAGUUCAGCAUGGGGGUAUUUCUGCUGAAAAGCGGUGCCUCCAUCCCGUUGCACGACCACCCGGGGAUGCACGGCAUUCUCAAAGUCAUGUACGGCAAGGUCAGGAUCAGCUGCUUCGACAGGCUGGAGCGGCCGGGCGGCAGCACGCAGGCGGCCGCGCCUCCGCCGCUCCCCCCGGCGCAGGUGGGCGCUCUGCGGCGCUCCUUGCUCCGCUCCACCGAGGAGUACACGGAGGAGAGCGGCCCGUGCGUGCUCUCCCCUGACCGGGACAACCUCCACCAGAUCGACGCCGUGGACGGACCCACGGCGUUCAUGGACAUCCUGGCCCCGCCGUACGACCCGGACGACGACAGAGACUGUCACUACUACAAAGUGCUGACAGAAGCGCAGGUUACCAUCACAGAGAAGGACCAGGAGGUCUGGCUCAUGGAGAUCUCGCAGCCUCCGGAUUUCUGGUGCGGAGCGGAACCGUACCCGGGCCCGGAGGUCUGCUUCUGAGACCUGCAGUCCCAACAUGUCUUCUUUUGUCGGGCUGGUUAUGCACCCUGUGUGGCACAAGGCCGAACUGUUAGUGAACAGGCGGGUCAGAAUGUAAGUGUGCAGAGUAUCUGGUCCUGUAAGUAAUGUUUUCAUGCACAAAUGUCAGAAAAUGCCUUAAAAAAUGGAGAUUUCCCUCCUUUCUCUGUUUUAUAUCGUAUAAAGUGAAUAUCUUUGACAUUUAAAGACGUCACCUUGGACCUUGAGAAACUGGGAUGCACAUUUUUCACUAUUUUCUGGCAUUUUAUACACCAAACGAUGAAUCCUGAACAUAUUAGUUUCGGCCCCAUGCAGCCCCCGGGCGACUCCAUAGUUGUGUUUUGUAAACCGUUUUCUAAAGGUUGAAAUAUAAUAAGUUGAAGGAGAAACAUUGGAGCCCUGAGGCCAGUUCCUCCUGUGAUCCCAACCUCUCUGAGUCUCCAGGAAAACAGCUGGUGGAGUAAUCUGACUACUUUUACCUUUAAUGCACUUCCUGGUUUCCUGUAUUCUAAAUGUCAGAGGUAACUUCCCCCACAAAGUGAUUGUGUGAUGCAUUAGGCUUUAAUUCUAAUCUCUAGAGAAGACAUUUGAGUUCAGGCUGCAGGUGUUGAUCACAUGCACUUGGAUUCAGUUUAAUUAAAGGUGGUGUUAUAUAAACCAGGAUGGAAGAACAUCAUCAUGUGAAGGGGAAGAAACUCAAAAGCACCAAAACUGGAGCCGUAAAAGCUCAAAGUCGAGCCUGUGAGGUAUUUUCUGCCUGCGAGAUGCCAAGAAAUGAUGACAUUGAUGCAGGGUGCUAAUGCUGCGUUCAGGGGAAACUCAGGAAGUCUGCUUCUGCUGCUUGGUCAAAUACACAUUUCAGCUUUCAGUAGUGCAUGAAGGACAUGCUGGUGGUAAAAGACGAAGCUAAUAUUUAUUUAAAAUGUGCAGGUGUACUAACCGUUGCAUGGCAUGCAUUCUUUCCACACGGCAGCACUGAAACCAUAAUAAUCCACUUUCUGGGAAUUACCUUGAACGCAGCAUUAUAAACAACCUGAGCGAGUCUGUCUGGACCUCAGAGGGACUUUGGGUUUUCUUUAAUCGUCUUCCUGCUUCUGGCUUUGUGGCGUUUUGAUCCAGAACCAUCUGUUUAAAGAGUGAAACAUGUGAAACUGCAGCUUACACACUUAACAUUCAUUCUUUGUUUCUUUCACUACAUGUGAGGAGACUCGUCCCUGUCAAACAUGUGCUGUUUGUAAUGAAGUUUAAAGUGGGAGGCGUUCCAGCUCAGGAGCAAAUGGAAGAGAGUAAUUCCUCACAGGGAAGUGAUGUUCCUUAAACACGACGCUUGUUCUGGAACUCGUUCUGGAGAACGUGUUUAGAACGAUGCAUUUCAGACGACUUUUAGUUCAAUCUACGUCAUAAUGUGUUAUAAAAACUUGAGUUUCUGCAACGUUUAGAUUUAACAGCAGAGGAAGAAUCGUGCGGUCGUAUCUGUGGGGUGAAGAACUGAUCAGCUGAUGCUUCCUCCACAGCUCCUGACAGCCGCAGUCUCCUGUUAAAUGAUCAGUAUCCUGUGUUUCUGCCUGUAAUGAAUAUUAAAAUGUGUUUAUUUUGCCUAAA